This is a messenger RNA of Xenopus laevis (African clawed frog), 1463 nucleotides long. RefSeq names its product cytochrome b561 family member D2 L homeolog (gene cyb561d2.L). NCBI's taxonomy places the organism in Eukaryota, Metazoa, Chordata, Amphibia, Anura, Pipidae. Gene Ontology annotation, cellular component: endoplasmic reticulum; membrane. The record is from RefSeq and is a predicted model, not a curated record. The transcript is spliced from 4 exons. Gene Ontology annotation, molecular function: transmembrane ascorbate ferrireductase activity. Gene Ontology annotation, biological process: transmembrane transport. The coding region runs from base 170 to 838 and encodes 222 amino acids.
UUGACAGCGCUCUAGCCGAAUGAUGGAGAAGGAGCUGUGUUAGUAGGCGUGGCUUUAUUAUUUGCUUGGCGGAGGAAUGUAGUCUGACAGGCUUCCUCGGACAGGAAGUGCUGCUGUAUAGUGAAAGAGCAUUGAUGCAGCGAGUAACGGGUAACUUUGGAACAUUAUCAUGUCUCAGAAUACCGACGGUGACACCCACAUGUUCCAAGCUCUACGGGCGCUGUCUGGAGUCGUCGCUCAUCUCACCGCUCUGUCGCUAACUGUGUUUGUGACGUACAUAUCACAGCCCGGAGCAACUCUGUUCUCAUGGCAUCCAUUCCUCAUGACGCUUGCAUUCUCUUUCUUGAUGACAGAGGCAAUUUUGGUGUUCUCUCCAGACUCCUCCUUAUUCCGCUCCUUUUCUCGGAGAGCACGGGUACAAGUACACUGGGUCCUGCAGUCGUUGUGUGUGGUCUGCUCAUUGUUGGGUCUCGGAAUAAUCUACUCCAACAAGGUUCUACUGGGGAAACCACACUUUGCCACAUGGCAUGGACUUCUUGGGGUUCUGACUGUGCUGUGGGCUCUGCUGCAGAGCAUUGGAGGGGUCUCUUUAAUUUAUCCCAAACUGGUACAGCGUUGGAAUCUGGCCACUCGCAAGCUUUAUCAUGCAACAGCCGGGCUAAUCGGCUACUUGUUGGGUUGUGGUAGCCUUCUGCUGGGAAUGUGUUCCCUUUGGUUUGGUGCUUCAGUCACAGGUGUGUCCUGGUAUGUUUGUGUUCUGUGUCCAGUCCUUACAGGCCUUGUCAUCAUGAACCAAGUGAGCAAUGCAUAUCUGUAUCGCAAGAGGAGCCAGUCCUGAGCCACUCAAAGAUACUCAGGAGAGAUUUUUAGGAGAAGAAGGUGGAACUUCAGCUUUAAUGGAGAAGAUAUAAAAGACUGUUACUGAUUGAACCGUACGUGUGAAUGGCCAGCAUCAGUUUGGCGGCACACAGGUGCUUCGCAGGACAUUCAGGAACUGCUUGGCUGCACAAAAUGCUUAAUUUUAAUUAUAAAAAAUACAGCUAUAGAAUUCUGGGUUACAGUUAAAGGACAUGAAAAGCUUCAGUCACUGUUUCUUAGGCACCUCCUCCAGUGACUCAAAUCACUCACCCUGUGUCUGCGCUUCUCUUCGUUAAUAAAGCGACUAUACGGGUUUGUAUACUAACAUCGUGCACCAGUUGAGAUGCUGGUUAUGGGAUACAUUUUGUGCACCAUGGUAUAUGAAUGCUUUUUAUGAAAAUAAUGCAACUAAAAAUACAAGAUGGAAUGCAAGAUUAUCCCAGUUCAGGAAAACGUUACUAAAGAAUCUGACCACCAGCUGUUAUUCCAUUGUGGAAUAUGUACCAUGACAACACAAUCAUGUAUUUCUACCAAAACUCUCUUUCUUAUUCUACCAAAACUCUUUUUCUUAUUCAAUAUAAAAAUAAAUAUAUUUUUUAGAUGUU